AAAAAAUGCAGGAUGGCAUGGAAAUAUGCAAAGGCAGAAUACGGGAGCGCAAAUGCCUCCAGUGAUGGAAAGUGGCAUGCAAAGAUAGAGUGGAGCCGGACUUGGGCAAGCCGGACAUUAGAAUAAUCUUUGGUGGAUAUUAGAAGUACUCUAAAUAAAAUUAAAACAACUUUAUUAAUUAUUAUUUUGUUAUUAGGCUUUAAAAUCGUGUUAUGUGUGGUUCGUGUUAUGUGUGGUUUGUUUGUGUAAUGUGCGGUUUGUUUGUACUGUACUUUUUAAAUAAUCACUUAAUAUAAUAAAAUAAGUUGAUAAUU
This is a messenger RNA of Rubroshorea leprosula, 314 nucleotides long. NCBI's taxonomy places the organism in Eukaryota, Viridiplantae, Streptophyta, Magnoliopsida, Malvales, Dipterocarpaceae. The record is from the annotation of a GenBank genome assembly.